Molecule: messenger RNA, 1188 nt
Organism: Salvia splendens (bonfire salvia)
Lineage: Eukaryota; Viridiplantae; Streptophyta; Magnoliopsida; Lamiales; Lamiaceae
Product: F-box protein PP2-B5
Exons: 4
Coding region: 469-1017 (182 amino acids)
Source: RefSeq, a predicted model, not a curated record
AAAUUUGUGUCUCCGAAAUCAGUCAGGGACUGUAGUUUAAUUAAGCAUUCAAUAGUUGAGGAUACUUUUUCCAUUGUAUAGUGUGGUUGACGAAGACCAGCAGCGAAGACUUUACCAUGAUCACACUAGAAUGUGUGGUUGUCCACUCCAUGCUUAAUUUCCACAAAAUUUCCUGAAUCUUUUUAAGUUGAAGCAUUAUAUUCUGAAAGAGAAGAUUUCAAUUUUAUACUGAACUGGGAUGGGUAAGAACUACGACAAUUGGGAGAGGCUGGUGAAGGCUGUUUCCCGCAGGGAGGAAGACAAGCUAUUAGCCUUGACUCAUUCCGUCUCCACAUCACCAUCUUCAUCUUCCUCCCAACUCAGUUCUUCCUUGAAUUUUCAGUUUGGCCAUCUUGAUCCUCGGCUAGUUAUUCCAGACACAAGUAGAUUACCGAUGGAAUAUUCUGAUUUCAAAAUGACUGGAAGGUGAUGCUGCCACCUGGAAAACGGCAAGUAGUGUGGGAAUCAUCGCAUAUGAGCUUUUCUCUGGACAGAAGGACUGGACAGAACUGUUUCCUGCUCGGAGCUAUGAACCUCAUCAAGUCGCGAAGAGGCUUUGAUAGAUGUUGGAAAUUCAAUGAGCAUCCGCAAUCCAGAUUCUCAGAGGUGGUUGAGUUCGAAAAAUCACAGAGCAUCUACAUCGAAGGCAAUAUAAAGUCAAAAUUGUUGUCCUCGGAGAGUUGUUAUGCUGCAUACCUAGUAUUUGGAUUCGCGGAGAUGUAUGCAAACUUGAACUCAGCAGUAUCGAUCGUCAGAAACUUUUACAGCGAACCAGGUAUAGGGUAUCCAGAGGAGCAAGCCAAUAUGGUGAAGUUUCAAGAAGGAAAUGAGAGAGAUGAUGGGUGGAUGGAAAUACAACUUGGAGAAUUUUAUGUUGAUGCAGGAGAAAAUGGGCAGGUACAAGUGCAGUUGCUCGACACGAGUGACUACAUCAUGAGUGGCCUCAUCCUCGAAGGCAUUGAGUUUCGACCUUUCUAGUCAUCAAACAAUGAAAUGAGUUAUUAAUUCAAGUUGUUCUUCUUAACCUCUUAUAUCUUUGAAUUCCAAUUUGCCUGAUAACUAGCAAUUAAAUUUGCUGUCUGCUAGGAUCUAUAUGUAAUUAACAAAUACUAACUAAUAAAAACGAAAUUAAAUCGAUUUACAUUCGAA